This is a messenger RNA of Arvicanthis niloticus (Nile rat), 1251 nucleotides long. RefSeq names its product PICALM interacting mitotic regulator (gene Pimreg). The record is from RefSeq and is a predicted model, not a curated record. Lineage: Eukaryota; Metazoa; Chordata; Mammalia; Rodentia; Muridae.
AUGGCGUCUCAGUGGCAGGGCAUGAGGACCUCCGUGCGCAGACGAUCACUCCUAAAGGAGGAACAGCUAGAAAAUGAGGUGACCCGAUCUGCUGGGGGUCAUCUGGAGACCGGUCCCUUGAGCUCCCUAUGCAGACAGUUCCAAAGGAGGCUGCCACUGAGAGCGGUCAGCCUGAACCUCGGUCAUGGCCCCUCCUGGAAACGCCUGGAAAGUCCAGAGCCAGAGCAACAAGGUCUUCAGGCUGCAGCUCGCUCAGCCAAAAGCGCCUUGGGUGUCAUGUCCCAGAGGAUCCAGGAGUCCUGUCAAAGUGGAACCAAGUGGCUGAUGGAGACACAGGUGAAAGUGAGGAGGAAGCGAGGAGCCCAGAAAGACAAAGGGUCACCACCACCCAGUCUGAGCCAGAAGAAUACUCGGCUAUGCAGGGCCAACCGGGAUGCUAGAGUUGGGGGACAUCCUCGCCUCUCUGGCCAGAUGGGUCCACAUGCCCAUCGUCGUCAGCGGCUAAGGAGGGAGGCUGCCCUCCGGAGCCCCUGUUCCUCCAGAGAACCUCUCUGCUCUCCCAGUGAGUCUGACAGCGACCUAGAACCUGUGGGAGCUGGAAUCCAGCAUCUUCAGAAGCUGUCUCAAAAGCUGGACAAAGCCAUCAAGGCUGAAGAGAGUAGUGACAUGACCGUCUCCCUUAUCCGGGAAUGAGGACAGCAAGCAAGCAUUCUACAGGAAGCCGGCUCUGCCCAGCCACUAAGCCACCAGGAUGUCCAUGCCACCCAACCCAUGAACUUCCUGGAGGCGGCAUUGGGUUGAUCAGCAUCCCAGGCCACUGCUAACAAGGACUUGACUAACAUGGGAUCCAGAACCCUUCUACUUCAGCCAUAUCUGGGCCCACGAAUAACCACUGGCCACAGCCUGAGAGUGAUUUAGGAAGACCUUGAAGAGGUGACAGGAACUGCCCAUGUUCCCCCAGUGGACUCUUGGACUCAGGCACACUCAUCCGGCUCUCCAGCCUCAGUUGUCCAUCCAUAUUAGGAAUGUACCAGAGGAUGCUAGAUAGUUCUGAGUCUUGAAACUAGGACCAAGGCCCUGUAGGAGUCAUCUCACGAACCCUCCCCCUGUAUUCCCAGGGCAGAGAUUCUGGAGGACCUACUUACACUGCUACUCCCCACCCCCAGAACCCCACAGGAAGAGAGGAGAUAUUUGCAAGCCUUGGCUCAUGGAGCCUACUUCUAAGCUCCAUGUGGGGGCACUAUGGUGUGC